Messenger RNA from Cucurbita pepo subsp. pepo (vegetable marrow), 2303 nucleotides. RefSeq names its product BTB/POZ domain-containing protein At2g13690. NCBI's taxonomy places the organism in Eukaryota, Viridiplantae, Streptophyta, Magnoliopsida, Cucurbitales, Cucurbitaceae. The record is from RefSeq and is a predicted model, not a curated record.
UUCUUUUCUCUUUUCUUUAUCAUUUUCCAUUAAAAAAAAGCUGUUUUUAUUUUCUUGGGAAUCCAAGAAGAUGGAGAGACCUCAACGCGAUUCCAAUCCAAAUCAAUUUCCUUUUAUCUUUACCCAAUUGUGUUCUUAAUCUGACAGAUGGGUUUUGUUUUCUUUUUCAUUUUAUUAAUUCCCUCUCUCUGUAAUCCGCCAUUAAACUAACAUACCGAACUAAGCUCCAAACCUCGCGAUUCCCCAAACUUUCAUGAGCGUAACGGAAAGAAAAAACAACCCAAAAGCGCCCAACCCAUUUCAUCUUACCCUCUUUUCUCCCCUAUUUCUCGUUCAGUAAUCGAUUCCCUACAAACCCUUUUAUUCUUCUUCUCUCUCUCUCUCUCGCUCGAUUUCUUCUUCUCUCUGUAAUUCCCAUCUGGGUUUCGCCUCCGAUCCGCCUUCCAUGGAGGAUUCUUCCCGGAAAAAACCCGGCUCAGUUUGGGAGCCUCGUUCUCGUCGGAGAUCUUGGUGUUGUUCAUUUGCGGUGCCGCCGUCCAGUCCCGAUAACUUCGUGAUUUCUCGGUCUAAAACCCCUCGAAAUAAGUCGGAGAGUGUAGCGAAACCUAAUAUCUCUGUGCCCAAUUCGCCUCAGAGCUCCAAAUCUGGGUUGGGUUUGGUCGGUCGGAUUGACCCUCGAAGGAUCUUGUCUCCGGGGAGGGUUUCGCCGAUUGAUUCCGACCAGAAUGUUGAGGGUUUGGCUCAAGAAAUGGGCACGGAGAACUCUGCAGUUAUCGAUUCGAUCAUCCAACCGCGAGUUGAAAGCUUUCGAGCCCCAAAGGAGAAAUAUCGCGAUCCUCCAGCUAGCUUGUCCCGCACUGGUUCGAUUGCUGGAUAUGAUAAGAAGGAUGUGUUUGAUGUGAGAUUGAAUUUGAGGGGAAAAAACGGCGGCUGCUUGGUUUUGGAGUUGAAUUCAGAGGCAUUGUGUGCUAAUUCAGAGGUUUUUUCUGAGCUGAUUGUGAAACAUAAGAAGGAUUUAGCACCAAAUGGCAGCCCUUCGCGUUCUAAAUUGUGUAGAAUUGAAGUUCCUGAGGUGGAUAACUUGGGGGUGUUUAGGGACACUAUUGAGCUUAUGUUUGAGGAUGAUAUUUCAAAAUGGCUCGUGAAGGUCGGCGUCUACCGGGCUAUUGACAUACUUGAGGUAUCUGCAGGUAUCAUGUUCACAAAGUGUGUUGCUUCAUGUUUAAACUACUUAGAGGCCGUGCCUUGGACAGAAGAGGAAGAAGAGAAACUAAGGAAUCUGUUCUUAAAAGUCAAGUUCGACGAUGCAACGAGUAGAGACGUCAUGGCCAGAUUACGCUCGCUCGACUCAGUAACUUCACAGCAAUGUGUAGCCAGACAGCUUGUUUGGUCUAUUUCCACGUGUACGAAUUCCGUUGCAAGGAACGAACUGAAGUGUUUAGUCAAGGCCCUUCUGUGCAAAAGCUCAGUCUAUGAGAAACAUCAUCUAGACCUUAGUAAAGAAGACCUUUAUGCAGUUUUCCAUACUUGUAUAGCUUCUUUAGUCAGCCUCUUGAAGGGAUCCUCGGACAGCGUCUCCCCCGAAAGAUGCUUAAAGAAUAUAACCCCGAAGCCAUUAAUCGAACAAAUCGCACUGGAGGUCGAUAACAUCAACUGGCUGCUUGAAAUCUUACUUGAUUGGCAAAUGGCUGAAGAAUUCGUCAACAUAUGGGCAGAUCAGAAAGAACUGAUUAGGAUGCACGAGAACACUUCACCGAUGGUUCGGUACGAGCUCAGUCGAGUUUCAGCUUACUUAUUCAUUGCAAUGGGGACGAGAAAACUGAAUUGUCGUUCAGAAUCACGGUCGGGACUGCUACAGGCAUGGUUUGGUCCAAUGCUACUAGACUUCAGCUGGUUACAGCGCUGCAAAAAGGGACUGGAUAUGAAACUACUGGAGGAAGCCAUGGGUCAGGUAUUGCUUACUCUACCUAUGAAGCAACAACAUUUGCUAUUCAUGGACUGGUGUCGGUUCUUCUCGAAGCGUGGUACCGAGUGUCCUAAUCUUAGCAAGUCGUUCCAAAUAUGGUGGCGUCGUUCGUUCCUUAGAGGAUCGGAGACCUACUCCAUUGAAUCUAGGUAAGCUGUCCCUGCACCACAAGUGAAGCAGUUGUGUGUACACUUGAAAGUUAACAAUAGGAUGCUUUUAGAGCAACAGACAAGUUCAUAAUUUAUUAGAGAUUGUAUUUGUGAAAAAUUAUGUUCUUAAGAGAAGGGCUAAUGAGAUUGUUUAUGUAAAUUUUCAUAAUAGAGUUGGAUCUGUCCCA